GUCUCGGAAAAGAGCUCCGAUCGUAUUUUGCGGUGAGCAGAUCAAGUUGUUUUUGCUUUUUCGUGGCUUCGGGCGAUCGGAAGUCACAGUGUCGUCGAGUAGCAGACAAUGAGUCGGCCUCAAGAGGCUGUUAAACAGGCUUUUCGGUGGAGAGAUUCUCCAUCUCGCGACGAGGCAAGUUAAAGAGUCUUGCUUUGUCCGACCUUUCACUUUUUAUGUGUGUGAAGUCCGUGAAUUUGAUCGCAUCCUCUAGUUCUUCGUGACAAACAGCUCGGAUCUUGCCAGAAAGAGUAAAAACGAGAAAGAAAUGGUCGACGCACUGGACGAGUCCCAAAAUGAGGCGUUGGAGAGGCUGCAAAAGCUCUUGGGCGAUCGCCAGAUUCAAGGGGACGUCGAUACCCUGGUGAGAUUUCUCAAGGCAAGAUCGUUUGAUGUGUGGAAGGCAAAGGCCAUGUACGAGGCCAUGCUCCAAUGGCGCGCAGAAGUUCGAGCAGACGCUCUCAAACAGGAGUUUGAUUUCCAAGAGCGUGAUGCAACGCAAGAGCUCUAUCCGCGUUUCUAUCACAAGGUGGACAAGUUGGGAAGGCCAAUCUACAUCGAAAGGCUGGGAAAGCUGCGCUUGGAAGAGCUCUUUAAAGUGACAAGUAUGGAGAGAAUGCUGCUGGAUCACAUCAAAGAGUGGGAGAUUUUCGUGGAUGUCAGGCUCCCUGCUGCGUCCCGUGACGCCGGCCGAGCGAUCACUCAAUCACUCGCGAUUCUCGACCUCAAAGGAGUGGUGGUAAAGCACGUAAGCAAACAGGUCCGCCAGUUCGUGAGAGCCAUCCUCCGGAUCGACCAGGAUUUUUACCCCGAGUUCCUGGGAAAGAUGGUGAUCGUCAACGCGCCGGUUUACUUCAAAGCGCUCUGGAGCAUCGUCAAACCGUGGCUCGACAAGCAAACCCAGAAGAAGAUCGAAGUUCACGGAACCAACUACGUGCCCAGGCUGCUGGAGCUCGUCGACGCGGAGAGCUUACCAUCGUUUCUAGGCGGCUCCUGCGAGUGUGUCAGCUCUAGAGGAUGCGAGAGCUCGGACGCUGGGCCUUGGCUUGGAAAUGUCUGAUAUUUACUUCGUUCUAAAUCACGGAGUUCUUGGUGCUCGUGACU
Molecule: messenger RNA, 1143 nt
Organism: Selaginella moellendorffii
Lineage: Eukaryota; Viridiplantae; Streptophyta; Lycopodiopsida; Selaginellales; Selaginellaceae
Product: phosphatidylinositol/phosphatidylcholine transfer protein SFH1
Exons: 3
Coding region: 308-1099 (263 amino acids)
Source: RefSeq, a predicted model, not a curated record